GGAACAGCCCCGCAAGUUGGAGCAUGUUAUCAAGGUCACCCAUGCAUGCCUCAACCCACAGGAUCCUUCACCAGACGUCCGUUGUGAUGUUGUGAAAGAGGGUGUUGAUAUUCUCCACACACUCACCAUCUUCCUUUCAGACGGGGAGAUCUGUAAACAGUUCUGUCCAUACCAGGGGUUGUAACCAAAAUUAUUUUGUUCUGAACUGCCUUUUUUUUUUUUUGUCUCAGCAAAAUAAAGUUCUGACUGGUUUGAACCCCACAAAAGUGCUGGUUUAUAUACCUUUCUGUUCCUUUUUUAACCUGUGAAAUGAAUUUUAAAAAACCUAUCUUAUUCAAUUUCUUCACCAAUCAGUGCAGAUUGAGCAGACCAGCUAGUUCUUUACAUGCAUGAUGGACAGACAAGUGUAGCCUAUGAUGCAAAUGCGACUGAAAUUUUGCGGGAGUGGUGGAGGCUUGACGUGCUGGGCAUCUUGUUAUGCAUAAUCUGAAUUAGGUCCACAGAGUAAUACUUAACUUCUAAGUGAUCCCUUCCCGCUCAGAUCCCGAUAACGGGAUUGAUUUGUCAACAUCCAGUGAAAUUGCAGCGCUCCAAAUUUAAAAACAGAAAUACUCAUAAUAAAAAUUAACAAAACAUACAUGUAUAAUACAUCAAAAUAAAGCUUAACUUCUUGUUAACCAAGACGCAGUGUCAGAUAUCAAAAAGGCUUUAUGGCAAAAGCAGACCAUGCUUUGGACAUUUCAACCAGCCAGGUGCGACACAAAACUCAGAAAUAACGAUAUAAUUCAUGCCUUACCUUUGAAGAUCUUCUUCUGUUGGCACUCAAAUGUCCCAGAAACAUCAAAUUGUCAUUUUGUUUGAUAAAUUCCUUCUUUAUACCCCAAAAAUGUCCAUUCAUUUGGCACACUUGAUUCAGAAAAUACACCUGUUCCAACUCGCCCAAGUAUCUAAUAAGUUACCUGUAAACUUGGUCCAAACAUUUCAAACAACGUUCCUAAUCCAAAUUUAGGUAUCGUAAAACGUAAAUAAUCUAUACAAUUUAACACAGAAUAAACUGUUCAAUACCGGAUGAAAACAAAGUGAAGCGCGCACCAAAAGACGAGAGUCCACCUGGAGUGACACAUGGAAAGAACAGGGCUACUUCUUAAUUUCUCAAAAGAAAAACAACCCAUUUCUAAAGACUUGACAUCUAGUGGAAGCCAUAGGAACUGCAACUAGAUUCCUAUUAAAAAGGGCUUACCAUAGAAAACUAAUGGAAAACAGAUUGACCUCAAAAAAACAUUUCCCUGGGUGGAUUGUGUUUGGGGUUUUGCCGGCCAAAUCAGUUCUGCUAUACUCACAGACAUUAUUCAAACAGUUUUAGAAACUUCAGAGUGUUUUCUAUCCAAAUCUACUAAUAAUAUGCAUAUCCUAGCUUCUGGGCCUGAGUAGCAGGCAGUUUACUUUGUGCACACUUUUCAUCCGGAUGUGUAAAUACUGGCCCCUAUACCUAAGGUUAACCUUUCUGGUAAGGGGGUUCCGCCAGCGGAACACCUGGCCUAAAGCCAGUGAAAUUACAGGGCGCCAAAUUCAAACAAAUCUGAUUAACAUUCCUCAAACAUACAAGUAUUAUACACCAUUUUAAAGAAUCCAAACAGUGUCCGAUUUCAAAAAGACUUUACGGCGAACCACACCAUAUGAUUAUUAGGACAGUGCCUAGCCACAAAAAACCAUAGACAUUUUCCAGCCAAGGAGAGGUGUCACAAAAGUGAGAAAGCGUUAAAAUUAAUCACUAACCUUUGAUCUUCAUCUGGUGGCACUCCCAGGACUCGAUGUUACACAAAUGUUUGUUUUGUUCGAUAAGGUUCAUCUUUAUGUCCAAAAACCUCAAUUGAAAUUGACGCGUUAUGUUCAGAAAUGCGUCGUCUCAAACAAACAUCCGGUGAAAUUGCAGAGAGCCACAUCAAAUUACAGAAAUACCUCAUUUUUGUCCGCGCAUUUAGUUCAGUAAUCCAAAUGCACAAAGUCCAGACGAAAAGUCAUAAAAGUUCCAUUAAAGUUUGUAGAAACAUGUCAAACAAUGUUUCUAAUCAAUCCUUGGGGUGUUAUCAUAAAUAUUCAUUAAUGUUUCAACCAGACAAUACUGUUUUCAUUAGAAAGGAAAGGGAAAGAACGUCCGUGAUAAACAACUCAUGGCUUUCAGCUGAGCCACUUGCUUUGAGUGGUCUUAUUCUCUCCCCUUACACAACAGAAGCCUGAAACAACUUCUAAAGACUGUUGACAUCUACUGGAAGCUUUAGGAAGUGCAAUCUGACCGCACAGACACUGGAUAUUUGAUAGGCAUUCACUUGAAAACUACAAACCUCAGAAUUCCCACUUCCUGGUUGGAUUGUUCUCAGGUUUUCGCUUGCCAUAUGAGUUGUGUUAUACUCAGACAUUAUUUUAACAGUUUUGGAAACUUUAGUGUUUUCUAUCCAAAUCUACUAAUUAUAUGCAUAUUCUAGCUUCUGGGCCUGAGUAACAGGCAGUACUCUGGGCAUGCUUUUCAUCCAAACUUCCCAAUGCUGCCCCCUUUCCCAAUCCAUCAAGGUAACUAGGCCUAUAGUAUCCUUAACUAACAUUGGAAAAACAUGUAUCCAUUCUUCUCUCGCCAAUUACAAAUCUAUCUCCCUAUCUUCUGAAUAAUGCUUCUAACGUCGGUACCGUAGCCUAUGCUUCAGAGGGGGAAGGGCAGGUAACCGGCACAGGCAAAGAUUUUUAGGUUGCAAACAGACACCGGAAUAAGUUUGAGUGACCCAGUGAGGGCGUUGCAUGGACGUUUUGUUGGGACUAGGAAAAAAGUGCCUGGAACAUAAAAUAGUGUUAUUAACUGGUUCCCAUGCUUUUAAAAUAAUGGUUUUGUUCCGGAACAGUGGAUCAUUUUCAUUCCAGGUUCUAUUUCCGUUCCUUAAAUGCCAUUGUUUUCGGUUCUGUUCCCUUAACCGGAUCCAACCCCUGAUCCAUACUCACUGCUUUGAUCUGUAGAAAUUUUAAAGCUAUCCUGCGCUUUGGGGUUUUCCUUUUUCUCAAUCUUACCUUUACCAUCAUGCUCCUUUUAAGUGCUUAAAUUGUUAUUACAAAGUAAGAAAUUGGGUGUUCUGAGGCAGUUGUACCUCCUUGAAGGUAAGACUGCGUAAAGGGAAAGCAAGAGGUGUGAGUGAGACAUGAGGGGUGAGAGAAUGCCUCCUAGUGAGUAAUGCCUGUCUCCUGCCUGUCCUCUCAACCUCAGGCUUACCUGCAACAAGCCCAAGACCUGGUCAUUCUUGAGAGCAUUAUACUCCAGACCCUGGCUUUUGAAAUCACCAUUGACCACCCACAUACUCAUGUUGUCAAGUGCACCCAGCUCGUCAGAGUUGUCCCAGCGAGUAAGGAUUUGGCCCAGACCUCAUACUUCAUGGCUACCAACAGCCUACACCUGACCACAUUCUGCCUGCAGUACAGCCCACCCAUAGUGGCCUGCGUCUGCAUCCACCUGGCUUGCAAGUGGUCCAACUGGGAGAUCCCUGUCUCCACAGACGGCAAGCACUGGUGGGAGUAUGUGGACAAUACUGUCACCCUUGAGCUGCUGGAUGAGCUCACUCACGACUUCCUACAGAUCUUGGAGAAGACACCAAGCCGAUUAAAACGCAUUCGCAACUGGAAAGCGGCAGGUCAGACAGUGAAGGGAGGGAAGUCUAAGGUGCCAGAGGACGGGGACCAGACAGAUUGUAUGAUGAGCAUGAUCUCCAUGUCGUCCUCUGAGACAACGCUGGCCAGCCUCUCCAACCCUUCCUCUUCAUCCAUGGCUCCCAUACUACUGGAGCUCAAGUCGACCCUGGGCAGUGGUUCCGACCAGCCCAACCAUGUCGAGCUGCACGCCCCAGCCAAGGUGUCACUGAGUGAGUACCGGGCCAAGCACGCUGAUGUCCUGGCUGCUCAGAAGAGGAAGCUGGAGAACAUGGAGGCCAGCGUGAAGAGGGAGUAUGCCUCGGCAGCCCAAGCUCUGAUAGGCCAACAUCAGAGGAAGGAGAAGUACCACCGUGAUCAGCCGCAGUCCAGCUCCCACCAUUCCAGCUUAGCCUCCUCUGACCUCAGCAGCCCCUCGCCCAUCAUCCUCAAGAUCCCCCUGGAAAAGGAGAGGGGCGAGCGCAGCUCCCUGAAGAUGCGCCUCCCUCUGGGGACUGGGGGAGGAGGGGGGCACAGUGGAGGAGGGAACAGAGGAGCCGGAGGAGAACAGGACAUCAAAGUGAGAAUCCGGGUGCCUGAGAAAGUACGCAGUGCAGGCUCGGGAGAGGAGGGGGGCAAGAGUAGGGAGGGCAAGCAUCGAGAUCGCUCCCACCACCACCAUCACCACCACCACCAUCAUUCAUCGUCGUCUUUGAGUGGUGCUUCCGUCUCUUCGUCCUCGUCACAUAAACACUCAGCCAGUGCUGCUGGAGCUGCAGGAGGAAGUGGUAGCAAAAAGACCCCCAGUGACUCAUCUAGAAUGAGCUCCUCUUCCUCUGCUUCUCGAAAGAGGACACACUCCACUGAGUCCCAGGGAUCCCACCCCUCCAAAGUCUCUAAGUCCUCCAGGAACUCAGCCUACCAGCUACCUGCUCUGUUAGCUGCCUCCAGUGCACACUCCCUGGGGGCGCAAACUGCUGAGAUCCUCCCAUCCCUGGGUCUCCCCUCCCUCCACCAGGGAAACUUCUCUCACUCCAAGGGGGACAAGACUGACACUAACGGACACAAUGCAGGCGGGGGAAGCCAGUCAAAUGAGUACCAGGACACAUUUGAGAUGCUGAACUCUUUACUGAGUGCUCAGGGGGUCCAACCUGCUCAGCCUCCCAUGUUUGACUACCGGUCUCAGUACGGGGAGUACAGAUACAGUGGAGGGUCGAGGGGGGGCUCUCGACCGCCACCCCUGCCUGCUGAACCUCCACCCCCGCUACCCCCUUUACCCAAAUGAUCCCUGAUGAAGGGGUGAGUUACUGACAGUAUCUGUAGACGCCUCCACAUCCUUCCAUAAGACAUUUGCACUGUGACUUUGGGUCCCUUUAUGUGUUUGAAGGAAUCAUGUUGUGGUUUUCAACUUGACAGCAAAGAAAUGUACUUCCAAUACAUACUUAUCAGUGAUGCAUGUACAGAAGUUUCUCCCUUGUUACAUCAUCAUAUCCAAUACAUCUGUGGGGCAAUAACAGGUGUGAAAGAAAACAAAAUGAAUUUAUUUAUAAAAAAAUGUAAAUACUAUUUUUGAUGUUAUUCAUUUUUGUAUUGUGAUAUGAACUCAAAUCCAAUUUAAUGGAAUGACUGGACCUGAUACUUUAAACAUGGCUGUUUAAGUCAUUUUGAAUGCACAGAAGAAGAAACAAACUUGUCUGCUUCACUUCUUAAAUUGUGUAUGUCUCGCUAACAAUUAGUAUUUUUCAGAAUGUUUUUAAAUGUACUAUUUAUUAUUAGUGUUGAAUGCAAUUAGAACAUUUUGCCAACUGCCUCCCAUGCGCUUUCUCCUGUGUCCUGUUGAACUGAAUGAUAGUUGAGUGCUCCUUACACAAGUCUAUUUGAGAAUGCAUGUCUUCAAAGCCAUCGUUUGAAAUGUUUUUGUUUAAAAAGUAGUCACUGAAUCAGACCCCCCCCCCCAUUUUGUCUAUUAUAGUACAUUUUUUCCCCUCUGCAUUAUUUGCAACACUUUAUAUGUUAAUUAUGUAAAAUGAGUGGACAAAAUAUUUUCACAUUUAGUUAAAAGUUGCAAAGAAUACUUAAAAUUUAAAGGAACAUUUCAGUUUUUCUACUUCAUAUUCAUCUCUAGCACCACCCCUGCAUCAACAUGUGAAAAUUGUGUUUUUUUUUGUAGUAAGAAAUAGUCAUAUAAGUGUUACCAAUGAGUAUGCAAUGCCAACUCGUAUUUGGUUUAAAUCCAAUGGUGCAUAUUAGGAAAACUUAUCUUCCUCUCUUUUAAAUUUUAAAUGUAUUUUUUUUACUAAACAUAAAUGUGCCAUUUUCACAUGUUGAUUUUGGGUAGAUGCUGGACAUGACAAAUAUGAAGUUGACUUUAAAAAUAUAUUUUUUUAUUUGAAGGCUUGUAUUUUAGAUUCUAGAUUUGAAUGUGUUGCAGUCAUUGUUUUAAAUGGUUGUAAAAUGUUAGUCAUAAUACUCAAAUAAUUACACUAACGUACAGAGUUUAUACUACAGUACUUAUCUACAUAUUCCUACACAUUUUGAUAAUGGACUGAUUUUUGUCUUAGUGCUUUGAACAGAAUUCAUAGUGUUGCUUCCACUACUGUUUUAACGAUAACUGAUGUCCUCACUCGUACAUUUUGAAUGCAACUGAAAUUGUAUUUUUGUGAGAUUUUGAUAAGGUGCAUAAUCAUUUGUCUAUAUUAUUUAGAUAAUUUGUUUUUCUGGUUUCCUGCCACACCAUAUGGUUGCUUGUGGCAAUCACACCAUGUGGUUGCUUGUGGCAAUCACACAUGCUCAACUGAGGGACUUUUUAGAGGUUUUAACAUAACAUCUCCGGUACCACUGUGUCAACCAUCACUGUAUACAUUUAAUUUCAGUGAGAAUGACCUGUUCAAUUAAGAUAAUCUUUCCCUUCAUGUUCCAGACUUGCUGUUUGUCAUGCUUAUGAACAAACUGGUAUAGUCUUUCUCCUUAAAUCAUGUUUAAAAUUGUAUGAUAGUGGAAAUGGGCUUGAACUUAGCUCUGACAUGUUUCAGACUGUUUAACAGAACUCUUUGUUCAAUGGAUGGGGGUUAGCUGACAACGUCACAAAAACGAUGCACAUGUUUCAAUGGGGCAGAAGUCUGUGUGUUGUGAUUCUGGAUGGCCAGAUGGCUAGAACCAAUACAAGAAGCUGCUCAUUUCAGUUUUCUUGUUCUUGAUACCAUGUCUUGUUUUUAGGUGUUUUGACUGAUGUCACAUCUUUGCAAAUAUGGCUAAACUUCACAGGCUAGCUAACCAACAACUGUAACAAUGUAUUUGAGAGACAAAUGCUCAUUGUGCAAAUGUAUUUAUGUUUUCAAUAAACAUUGGAGACUAAAUAUAGUUUACAUGUCAACAAUUUAAGCCAACACUCUGUUUUGCCCCAUAGUUGUGCACACAUUGGUUGGUUGUUAAGCAACAAAAGCAAUCUAUAAGCUGCCAAUGGACAAUUAAUCAGCUAGAAAUCAUGUAACACAGCUGUGGCAUACUGAUUUGAUGUGGUAUUUCGCUAUUGAUUGGUUUUGUAUAUAAUGGAAAGAGUUGACAUUAUGGGAGCUGUUUCCUAGUACUUUAACUGAUGCAUUAAGGGAACAGGUGUACGGUUCUACAGUCUGCUCAGUUUCUACAGUACUUGAGCCCAACCAUUGAUUCUUGUCACUCAGGUAAGCCUUUAUGAUGAUAUAUGAAGAGAAACACAUGGAUAUACUUUAAAAUGCACUGAAUCUCUAUCCCAGCAAGAUUGUAAUCACAGAUUUUGUAUUGUUAAAACUGAGGAAAUUGUAUUUUGUAUUACCAAGAGCAUUAUGCUUCCAUUCUGUGUUUUAUAUUAUAAGAUAAGACACACUAUCGUACUAUAUUUAGUUAAGGAUCGACUGGGACUGAUACAUGGAUAACUGUAUGCAGUCUGUCUUGUGUGAAUGCUUGUUGAACAUGAAUGACUACAAAAUAACACUGAUAUGAAAAUAGGAAGACAUGCAACAAAGUGCAAAGUCACUGCUACUCAUCUACUUCAUAAACUUUUCCAAAAGUUGUAUCAGUUUGUACCUAUUGUCACAUCUUGUUAAUGUUGUCAUGGUACCACAAACUCAGGUCUGGAAUAGGAAUGUUUGGGCUAUCUUUUGUUUAAAAUGUAUCUAAAAGUCUGCAUUGUUUUGUUGUGAACACGGUUAUUUUUUAAAAAUGUGUUUGAUAUAAUCCCAUGUCAAUAAAUGUUUGAAGAAAAAACCCUU
Oncorhynchus masou masou (cherry salmon) is the source of this 7910-nucleotide messenger RNA. Its product is annotated as cyclin-T1-like. The coding region runs from base 3215 to 4948 and encodes 577 amino acids. Gene Ontology annotation, biological process: positive regulation of DNA-templated transcription, elongation; regulation of transcription by RNA polymerase II. Gene Ontology annotation, cellular component: cyclin/CDK positive transcription elongation factor complex; nucleus. The record is from RefSeq and is a predicted model, not a curated record. The transcript is spliced from 7 exons. Lineage: Eukaryota; Metazoa; Chordata; Actinopteri; Salmoniformes; Salmonidae. Gene Ontology annotation, molecular function: cyclin-dependent protein serine/threonine kinase activator activity.